Messenger RNA from Branchiostoma belcheri (Belcher's lancelet), 1721 nucleotides. RefSeq lists its product as uncharacterized. The record is from RefSeq and is a predicted model, not a curated record. The transcript is spliced from 10 exons. Bases 413 to 1684 code for a protein of 423 amino acids. Lineage: Eukaryota; Metazoa; Chordata; Leptocardii; Amphioxiformes; Branchiostomatidae.
GUUCUGAGGAAAACACAACAAACCCUCGCUUUUUGUUCCUAAACUCUGUACCAAGUUCGUGACAAGGAAGCAGGAACGUUUUGGAUCCGAUGGACGGACAUGUUGGACUGGUAGAAUGCUCGACUGACGUUUCACAGAGUAACGUCUGGAAGAUUUAUGUCAGACAGGUGUAGUCUGUACUCGGGUGGACAGAACUGUCGAGGUUACACCCAAACUAAGAUCGGAGCCCAUCGCCGCCCUCUGUCGCCUGAAACUUAGUUUUGUCUUGAGUGCGGAAAAAGACAGUGGUGCUAAAUAAAAGGGAUCGUCCCACAAUACUAGCAGGUUCCUCAGAGAUAUCUCUAAAGUUGGAUAAGUGUCGCAAGUUCAAGUUUGAUUUCAAGACGAGGGACUAUUUUUCGUGAGAGUCACCAUGCGGAUGAAAUCGUGCGGAGGGUGCUGUGACCUGAAAAGGGGUACACUCAUCUGUGGUACCUUCACCCUGUUAGUGUCUGGAGCGUAUUUUGCUGUGGACUUCCUGCAGCAAAUGGGCCUAGUGGAACAAAAAGAGGUUGUGUCGUCAACGGAUACAAAAACACAAAAAGUUCUUGACAACUCCUUGAUUACCGUGUACGUGGAACUUGCUGCACACGGUCUUGUUGUUCUCUGUUCGUUACUUCUCUUCAUUGGAGUUUGCACGCUGAAGAAAUGGCUCAUGUACCCGUGGAUUUUUGCAGUCAUCGUAGAGAUUCUUACCGAGAUUUCUGCACAAAUAGCGAUGUACGUUAUACACUGGAACGAGGGCAUCACUGCGUACCCGUUCAGUCCUCUGUCCCUCACCAAAGACCUGUGGGCGGGAUACCUCAUCAGCUAUGCUGUCAGGGGGCUGCUCAUCUUCUUCAAGAUCUGGGGAGUUCUUUGCGUGAUCAGCUUCAUUAAGGAGAUGUCAUCAAAGGGAGGCGCUCCGGGAUGGGCCAGCUAUCAAGACUACGUGCAGUCUGGGUACAGCUGGGGCGAUGUUGUAGACAAUCUCUACCCGCCUUCACUCUUCCAGGAUGAGCUAGGGGACAAAGAGUCAAAUCCCUACAUCACAGGACAGUCAUCGAAUGAGCGACGAUCGGCCUACCAACAACAGACGUCGUACGAGGACUACGACCGCCGCCCGACAGAGGCCCGAAGCAUGCCCCCCGAAGAACCCGACGACAUGCGGGCGCCUCGGGGAGGCGACAACCCGACCAGGGAGGACUACAACCGGUCCCUGCGGCGGAAGAGCUCUCUGGCCGUGAGGGACGAGCCAGUGCCGAUGAGGGAGGAGGUCAGCACGUUUGCGACUGCGCCCAGAUCACCGAGCGAAGCCUACUCCCCGUUUCACGACUUUGUGGCCCCCGCAGACGACAACGAAACAGCCCCGAGGUUUCCACGCGAGGACGACUAUCCACAAUCCAUGGCAAGUUCAGUAAGAGGCGCCAGGCGAUCACGUCAUCCCAGCGACGGGUAUUCCACCGCCUCGUACGACCCCGUCGCCCGGCCGCACCGACCGCCGCAGCAGGCCCGAGCUCCGGCGGGGCUGCCCUACAUCCCGCCCGCCGACUACCCGCCCUUCGACCGGCCCUCCUUCAUCACCGACUCCUACGACUCGCGCAAGCCGGGGGAGUACGGACAACAGGGGCUCAGUCGCGCCCAGGCUCCCUCUAACAGACUCUAACUCCGUACUCUAAACGUUAACGCCAAGAAUGGUAGUC